Molecule: messenger RNA, 549 nt
Organism: Serendipita indica DSM 11827
Lineage: Eukaryota; Fungi; Basidiomycota; Agaricomycetes; Sebacinales; Serendipitaceae
Source: the annotation of a GenBank genome assembly
AUGGUCAAACGCAAGUAUAGCGACGAAGAACAAGAGUUUGACGAUUCGUAUGCGCAGCCCGUCCACAAGCGCAUUGCGAUCCGCACGCAGGCCCCAGCAAACCAGGGCCAGAUGGACAUCGAAAUGGGCUUUGACGACGUGAGCGCGGCUCAGACGCCCAACGAUGAUUCGUCAAGCAUUUUCACCGCCGCCUACCCACCAACCAGCCAGUCUCUGUAUCCGUUCCCAACCAAGAAGGAUGAUAUGGACUGUGAUGAUGGUGCAUACUCGCCCGAGACGUCUGUCUCUCCACUCAGCAAGAUGGCCAGCGACCCUGUCCACGGUCAGGUAGUCGACAACCGCUACCCAUCCAACGCCUCGAGCAUUGCUGCUAGCACCCUCUUGCAACCUAGGACCCGCAAUGCGUCUUGCACCUGCCCUCAAAUUCCCCGACUGGUGCUCGCUCAGUACGCCAACGAAGACGGCAAGAAGACGAUGUGGAGCCACUGCACUAACUGCGGCGCUAUGGACAUGGUUCUCAGAUGCGAUGGCAGCCCCGUCCUUUGCUAA